This is a messenger RNA of Centropristis striata (black sea bass), 3786 nucleotides long. RefSeq names its product lin-54 DREAM MuvB core complex component (gene lin54). Gene Ontology annotation, biological process: regulation of DNA-templated transcription. Bases 315 to 2753 code for a protein of 812 amino acids. Gene Ontology annotation, cellular component: nucleus. The transcript is spliced from 14 exons. NCBI's taxonomy places the organism in Eukaryota, Metazoa, Chordata, Actinopteri, Perciformes, Serranidae. The record is from RefSeq and is a predicted model, not a curated record.
UAGAUAGACAUAAAACAUCUAACAGAAAACAUCUAACAGAAUCAUGUUCCUCUUUUGACCAAAAAUGACAAAAAAGGCGAUUAUUUUAACAGUGUGACGAUAUUGUUGUUGAAGUUGUGCUGUACCUUUAAGAAUGACGUAGUGGUGACGUAGCGUGCGGAGGGCGUGGCCGGCUGGUGAGAUGUCAGGGAGGAAUGGCGCUCGGCGCGGUAUUUUGAACAAUCGCCUGUUUUUCCUUUCCUCAUUUUAUCUGGAAACGUUGCCCAGCGUAAAAAAAAACAUCGGGGUUAACAGAGAGCAUAGACUUUGCAAGCAUGGACGUGGUGUCACCAGAGCUCAACAGCCUCCUUCCUGAUGAGAUCAUGGACACUGAGGCCAUAGAGGACAUCCCUCACUCGCAGCCCGGCGGCGCCACGGUCCAAUCAGAGCCCAGCGAGGACAUGCCGGUCCCCAUGGAAACAGACACGCCCAUAAUAGCUUCAGAAAACUUGAGCCACUGUUCAGAUGCAACUCCAACAGAACACACUCAGGUUCUCACCACCUCCACCGGUGCAGACGGCACGCUCAGCAUCAGCUCUGGAAGUCAGCUUCCCAUCUCCAUCUCCAGCACGUCAACAUCCCUUCUCACCCUUAAACCAGCCAUGUCUACUUCUAUAGCCACCACCAGGACCACGGACAGCCUGACCGGGACUAGUAUCUCUACCAGUGGCUUACAGAAGCUCACGGCUCCGUUCACCAUCUCGGCUGCAAACCACCAGAUCAUUCUCAACAAGGUGGCCUCAUCUCAAGCCUCAGAGGCAGCAAAGUCAGCAGGUACUCAACCCCAGGUCAUCAAACAGGAAGGACAGAAACUUUUGGUCACAGCGAUAGGAAAGUCAGGGCAACCUAUAGUGCUGCAGUUACCACACACAGGUGGCAAGCCUGGCGUUUCUCAGCUUUCAGGAGACAUCAAAUCCCAAGCUCCACAGUUUAAAGUGGUGACGAUCGGAGGGAGGUCGGAGCUCAAACCGGUGAUGGGGAGCGCUGGCAACCAGGUGACCACGUUACAGGCCCAGCAGCUGAAGACGGCCGUACAGAUUGCGAAGAAAACCCCAACAUCCUCAGCUGCACCAAUCAAGUUCAUCAUCACAAAAACUGUUAACAGCAAAGGUCUCAGUCCUCAGACAUCAGUGUCUCCUGUUAUUGCAGGACGGGCCCUGACGCAGAGUUCCCAGGUGAUGCCUCCGAGGACCAUCACUCUGUCUGAGCCCCACAACACCACCUUACAGAGUAUCUCCGGCAAAAAGAUUGCUAUUUCACCCCUCAAGACUCCCAGUAAGGUUACCGUGGUGUCGGUGGCGUCCCCGACCUCCAGCGCCUCUCAGAAGUCCAUGGCGCUGCCCGUGAAUGUAGCGCUCGGCCAGCAGAUCCUCACAGUCCAACAGUCCACAUCUGCUUCUCCAGUCAAGGUGGCCACCAGCCAAACCUCCUCACAGAGUAUGAAACCAGUGCAGUCUGUGGCCGUGGGAGGAGUCGGCUCCCAGUUCAAGACCAUCAUCCCGUUGGCCACCCAGUCCAACGUGCAGCAGAUUCAGGUUCCAGGUAGCAGGUUCCACUACGUCCGGCUGGUCACAGCCACCACGGCGAGCAGCACGGGACAGCCCAGUGGGCCCAGCACCAGCUCUAUCCAGACAGCUAAACCCAUGGUGGUCAGUACAGGAGCAGUCAGGAUGUCUGUCCCCAUCGUCCCAGCACAGACCAUCAAACAGGUGGCGCCUAAGCCCUUAACAUCAGCGGCGGUAGUGACCACCACUCAGACCCAGCAACGCCUCAUCAUGCCUGCAACGCCACUGCCCCAGAUCCAGCCCAACUUCACCAACCUGCCUCCAGGAACCGUCCUGGCUCCGGCGCCAGGAGGCGGGAACGUGGGCUAUGCAGUCGUUCCAGCACAAUACGUCACACAGAUCCAGCAUUCUCCGUAUGUGACCCUCGCCAGCAACUCCGGGUUCCCCUCGUCCACCGCUGUCCAGACUCAGGCCAGACUGCCCCUCAACGGCUUGUCAACAGCAGAAACGACCUCGAGGCCGAGGAAACCCUGCAACUGCACCAAGUCCCAGUGUCUCAAACUAUACUGUGACUGCUUUGCAAAUGGAGAGUUCUGCAAUAAUUGUAACUGCAAUAACUGCUUCAAUAACCUGGAACAUGAAACAGAACGUCUCAAAGCUAUUAAGACGUGUCUGGACAGGAACCCAGAGGCCUUCAAACCUAAAAUUGGUAAAGGCAAAGAGGGAGAAUCAGACCGGCGACACAGCAAAGGCUGCAACUGCAAACGAUCAGGCUGCCUGAAGAACUACUGCGAGUGUUACGAGGCAAAGAUCAUGUGCUCCUCCAUUUGUAAAUGCAUCGGCUGUAAAAACUUUGAGGAGAGCCCGGAGAGGAAGACGCUGAUGCACUUGGCUGACGCAGCAGAAGUGAGAGUUCAACAGCAGACGGCAGCCAAAACCAAACUGUCGUCACAGAUCUCAGACCUGCUCAUGAGGGCGGCGCCGGUUAUCUCUAGUGGAGGGGGCAGGCUGCCGUACACAUUUGUAACGAAGGAGGUGCUGGAGGCGACGUGCGAGUGUCUGCUGGAACAGGCCAAGAGGGCGGAACAGACUCACCAGCCGGAGGUGGAGGCAGAGCGGAUGAUCCUGGAGGAGUUCGGACACUGCCUCAUGAGGAUAAUCAGCUCCGCGGGGAAAGCCAAAUCAGACUGUGCCUCCAUUAACUGCUAGGCCGAACACUGGCAAUGAAAAAAAUCACUCUGCACUCUGUCUCAGACCCCUGGGGCUCCUCUCCUGCGGGGAAACAGGUUGUCUCCCUCCUCAAAAGGCAGAACAAUGGCCUGAAAGUGGAUUCCCCUGCCUCAGGAAAGCUCAGGCCAGCUGGAAUAAUAAUCAUGGAACAGACUGAAGGACACAUGGACAGAGCACGGCGUCUCUGGAGCAGCUGUUCUCACACCUGGCCGCCAUGGACAGAAAUGACACAGCGAGGUCGUGGCGAACACGAAUUCCUUCACUUUAUUUUCCCCCGAUUCAAAUCUGCGUUCUCCAAACAUUUGCUCUUCCAUUUUUAUUGUAUUUUCUUUUAUUCUUCUCCCUGUUUUAGAGGUUUUUGAAAACGAGAAGCCUGUAAUUUUAUGUAAUCAAUCGUGCUUACGGUAGACGUACAGAACAUGUAUCUUUUGAUAUUUAUUUUGACAUGUAUUUGUAAUCUUUGUGAGCGCUAAUAUUGUGUGGCUUAUAGUGCUGCAAACUGUUAAUUAUUAACCAAGGCUAGGCUAAAUUGUUUCAAUGAAAAUGAGUAGAGGCAAUCUUAGGUUUUAUCCCUAAAAGUUGUUGUAAGAUGAAUGCACACACACACACAGACUCACACACACACAGCACUGCUCACAACAGCUGGAGAGGUUUCUUCUGGUGCUGAUUUUUGUUUUAUCAGUCACAUGCUUACUGUACAUUAAAAAACACAGUGAAUGGAAAAGCUAUUAACGACUUGUUAAAUUAUGUUCCUAACUAAAGGGAGCAUCAGUUAAUAUAACACAGAGUCAGCUGAUCUGUCCCAGGCUGGUCUGACGUCACAGGGCUGCAAAUGAAGUGAGAAAUUACCUGUUUUGGCAUUAAAUUAAAUUAAUUGCUAGAUUUCAUUUACUUUUGCAUGUGCCAAUUGUGUUUGCUGGCUCACUGGAAUAAGUUAAUUUAAACUAUUUUAGAAUAUGUUGUCCCAAAUCUGCACAGGUGUUUACAGUGCUCUAAAUCUGACCUCUGACUA